Penicillium griseofulvum is the source of this 735-nucleotide messenger RNA. RefSeq lists its product as uncharacterized. The coding region runs from base 1 to 735 and encodes 244 amino acids. The transcript has a single exon. The record is from RefSeq and is a predicted model, not a curated record. Lineage: Eukaryota; Fungi; Ascomycota; Eurotiomycetes; Eurotiales; Aspergillaceae.
AUGGAACUAAAUCGUCAGGGAGAAGAGGAAGAGGUUGAGGUCAGUGAAUGGGUGCUCUUUACUGAGGUUAAUAAGCAGGCCUUUAGUCGUGACUUCCUACAUGCGGACGAUAAUAUCCUUCGGCGUUACUGGAAUUCUUAUGACUCUUCCCAACACCUUCUUCUCGUUAGGAUGACGAUCUCACGCGCUUAUGAAAUCGCUACACGCGUAUUCGAACGGCUCUUCUUUGAUUGUAUUACACCAAUGGGUCUCGAUGACUGUCUUCAAACCUUUGGAUCCGCCACUUGCGAAGCAGAAGAUGGCUCCGCUAAACAACCCGACUGUCAGUUUCUACCGAUAAGACUUCCUCGAGGUCGAACAAAGAAGUGGCCCUCGCUUGUCGUAGAAGCGGACUUGUCCGAAUCACCUUCAAAAUUGGCGUCUGAUGCUCGGUUCUGGCUUUCUAGAUCAAACGGUGAUGUUCAAAUGGUUAUCACAAUCAAGAUCGGUCGGACCUCGCCUAAUAUCGUACUGGAGUCAUGGGAACUUGUGGAAAAUAAGGUCAAACGCCAGCAAGUCAUUACAAUAAGAAAAGGCGAUAAUAAUCAUAUCUACCUCUGGGGCCAGCCACUUAUAAUCAGCUUCGACAAGCUCUUUCUUCGGCCACCGAGUAUCCUGAAAGAAAAAGAUAUCACCCUUGACGACGAUAUUCUGAAGAAAAUUGCUAGGAAUAUCUGGCAGGAACAAGGUUUUUGA